GGUCGUGCCUGGGCUGGAGAUGCUCUUACUUUAUAAGCCUCCCCCGCCGCCGGCAGUGAGUUGCCUUCGCGCGCAGCCUCCACCCCGCACCGCCGCCGCCUCCGCUUUGCCCCUGACGCUGCAACCGCUACCGUCGCCAUGGACCCGGUAAGAUCUGACGUCUCCGUUGAUGCGCAGCUUAAGGAGCUGAAGGCGGAGCUGAAGGAACUUAGGGCAGCCAAGGAAAAAUCUCUCCCCGGCGCCAAGGUCACCAAGGGUCCCCCCUCCGAGAUCCUCCCUUUUCUCGCGGAGGUGGUGAAGAAGCAAAGGGCGGCGCUGCGGGAGGCGUACAGCAACCGCGAACCACUCAUCCUCCGUCUCAACUCCCGGCAAGACCCGUGCGCAUCACCACCAGGACAGGAACAGUGGGUAGUCAAGUGGAUAAGUGGGAGAUGUAUGGAAACUGUGUCUAGUAAAUAUCUGACUGAUUGAAGUACUCAUCCUUGUCAAAUUUGAAAUUUUACAGUGUAUUUAUACACUUGGCUCUUUUUUUCCGGGAAAUGCCCAGAAAUGCUAGGCAGCGGUCUAGUUGCUAGGUGGAGCUGGAGCGCUUUCUCUACCACUUAAACAUUUGUGUUUUUUUGCUUAAACAUUUUAAAUGUGGUAGCAAGUCAGCUUGCCGGUGUAACUGGUAUAUCAAAGUUGACACCUUAUGCAAUGUUAUGAAAUUGUUUGUGCAUUUCUAGUACUCUGCAAGUAAAUGGACUGUUUCUAGACAACUAUAGUACCCUUAACAUAGGUUGAAAUAGUGGGAUAAUAUUUUCAUGUUGGUAUGCUACAUUCAAUCCACCGGUUUUUAGAUCAUUGUUUUUCUUAUGUUCUGAUAUUUUAUCUUUCCAUUUCCGGUUUUGCAUCAUAUAAAUGGGAUGGACGUACCUUUUUUUUUGUUGGUUUAACCACACUGACCCAACAUUUUAUUGAUUUG
Messenger RNA from Triticum dicoccoides, 964 nucleotides. Its product is annotated as 60S ribosomal protein L35-3-like. The coding region runs from base 139 to 471 and encodes 110 amino acids. The transcript is spliced from 4 exons. Lineage: Eukaryota; Viridiplantae; Streptophyta; Magnoliopsida; Poales; Poaceae. The record is from RefSeq and is a predicted model, not a curated record.